Poecilia reticulata (guppy) is the source of this 1360-nucleotide messenger RNA. Lineage: Eukaryota; Metazoa; Chordata; Actinopteri; Cyprinodontiformes; Poeciliidae. The record is from RefSeq and is a predicted model, not a curated record.
CUGUUGACCAUAGUGUGUAUUGAACAGUAGAUUUGUAGCAGGACCUCCUUUCUAUCGUUCACAUAAUGAAGAAAGAGCACGAUGGGAAAGGACCGCAGCAGAUAUAUAUAUUUUUUUAAUUGGGAAAGAAAUAUCAGCCUGACGACCUCGGUGCUUUUUUUGUGGAUUAUACUUGGUUUGAAAGAUUAAAUGCUUGGAACUGAGACUAAAAAUACUCGAUUUUAACCGAAGAGUUUUUUCUGUGGAACAAUACACGGAYAGAACAAUGAGGAGGCAAGUAACGGUGACUAUCUUUCUCCUCUCCCUCGGCKUUGUGUUCGGGCAAGUUUCUUACUCUAUUCCGGAGGAAAUGGCCAAAGGAUCUUUAAUAGGAAACAUAGCUCACGAUUUAGGUUUGCAAAUCAAACGCCUGACAUCAGGCAAAGCGCGAAUCUUCACCCGAGACAGCGACGAGUACGUGGAGCUAAAAACAGAAACGGGAGCCAUCCUUGUGAAGGAGAGAAUCGACAGAGAAAGCCUUUGCAAAAAGACGACGCCUUGUUCUUUACAUUUUCAGAUUAUUUUAGAAAACCCAAUUGAAUUUUAUAGCGUAACGAUUCAGAUCACGGAUAUUAACGACAAUGCGCCAUCUUUUGAGAAACGAGAGAAGAAAUUCAAGAUUAGUGAAUCGGCAGCGAUCGGAGCUAAAUUUGUUUUGGAAAGAGCUGUCGAUCUUGAUGUCGGAGUUAAUGACCUCAAAAGCUACACUUUAAAACCAACAGAUAAUUUUGAGUUAAAACUACACAACAACCCCGAUGGGAAUAAAAAUGUAGAGAUGGUGUUACAGAAGCCGUUAGACAGAGAAAAACAGGAAAAUAUAAAUCUGGUGUUAACAGCUGUAGAUGGAGGAGCGUUACAGAUGUCAGGAACGAUGCAAAUUGUUAUUACAGUGCUAGACGCUAACGAUAAUACUCCGGUUUUCACACAACAGAUAUACAAAGCUACUGUUACUGAAAACUCAGCAAAGGGAACAGUUGUUGCAACAGUUAAAGCUUCAGACGCAGACGAAGGUUUGAACAGUAAGAUAACAUAUACAAUUACAAACACCUUCGAUGAUGUCAAAAGUAUAUUUGAAGUAAACCAAGAAAGCGGUGAGGUGAUUUUAAUUGGAAAUACRGAUUUUGAAGAGUCCAGAAGUUAUCAGAUACAUUUACUUGCUAGUGAUGAAGGUGGUCUCACAGAUUCUUGCAAAUUAUUGGUCGAUAUACAAGACACAAAUGAUAACAGCCCACAAAUUAAAAUCAUGUCAAAGUCUACAUUUAUUUCAGAGGACGUGAAACUAAAUACAGUAGUAACAGUGAUAAGCAUCGAGGACAAAGAC